AAUCGAAACUUAAAAUAUGGAAGAAGCUGAAUCGAAAUAGGAAAUACUAUAAACAGUGACUACGUCGGUGUAAAACAACGUUGAAAAGAGCGAGCAGAAGAAAGCUGUCUUGGUUGAUUUUUAUUGUAGUUUUAACCUGGUUUCAUACAUGAUGGAUGGAUAUAAAAACUGCGUAUCACAAAUCAACGAGUACGCGCAGCAAUCAGGAUCUGUGCUGUCAUUUCAGGACCUGGGCUGUGUUGGACCAGAUCAUGACAGGGUAUUCAGCUGUAGGGUUGUCCUUGAUGGUGAAGUCUAUCCUGAUGCUGUGGGGAGGAGCAAGAAGAAAGCCAAGUAUAAUGCUGCUGAAAGUGCCCUGAAAUGUUUGUUGGCGAGGACACGUGUCAGUGAUGAGACAAGAAGACAAAGUGUGACCUCCAAAGACAACAACUUUCCAGAGAAAUGUGUAACAGGGACUGCCAGCCAGUGCAGUCAGAAGCGCUUGCAUGAUCAUACCUGUGAGAAAAGAUGCCAUGAACCAAACAACUCCCAGUUUUUCUGCAAAUCUGUGAUCAACAGCAAGGAACACCCUGUGAGUGAGGAUGAGAAUGUCAAGAAAGCCAAACAAAACACGUCUCAGUGGACUGCUCCUCAACAACACUCAGAGUCAGACAGCAAGGAUUCCUUUGGCACAACUGCGUCCAAAGAUGAUGCAGCGAUGUCCUCACAACUAACUGAAUCAACCAUACUGUUCUCCAGUGAAUUGUCACAAAGCAGUGAAUCCAUAGUAUUCGCUGCUUCAUCAAACCCUUUGAAGGCUCAGGUGUCCUCGUGGUCAAAUGUGUCUAAAAGUGAUGCAUCAACUUCUUUAGAAUCUACUGAGCCAUCGACACAAAACAUGGAAACAGGUGAAAAUUACAGUGGAUACAUGGAUAUAUCAAACCCAGACAAGGAUCAGGUUGCUGUGAAAAACAACAGUAUGGGAAAUGGUGAGAGUAACACGUCGACCCAGUCAAGAUUCAUAUUAGAAUUUGAUUCCAUAUCACGUCUUGGCAAAGGAGGCUUUGGUAGUGUCUACAAGGCAAGAGAAAAACUGGUCAACAAGUAUUACGCCGUCAAGGUUGUCCAGUUUAAAAAAAAAGCUUUGCGAGAGGUAACGGCAUUGUCAGACCUCCAUCACCACAACAUUGUACGAUACUUCAAUUGCUGGAAGGAGGAUUCAGACUACCAGGACAGUUCAGUGGAGAGUUCCACCUCUUCUGAGUCCUUCAGCCAUUCAUCACCAAUGUACCUAUACAUUAAGAUGGAAUUAUGUGACACCAGAACACUGAAAAGCUGGAUAAUGGAGAGGAAUGUAGAACAUCAGCAAGACUCCAAACGAAGAGAAGAAAGUCUAAACAUCGCUCAACAAAUAGUCAGUGGAGUCGAGUACAUUCACUCCAAAAAACACAUCCACAGGGACCUAAAGCCUCCCAACAUCAUGUUUGGACAGAAUAAAGAAGUAAAGAUUGUGGACUUUGGCCUAGUCACCGCUGAGGCUGACGGCAAUGACAAACACCUGAUGGAGAGAACUAAAAGAACAGGAACCAUAUCCUACAUGGCUCCAGAACAACAUGGGAAAACCUAUGACAAAAAGGUGGACAUAUUCGCGUUGGGGCUUAUAUACCUUGAACUCCUUUGGAAAGUCUCCUCUGGCUCUGAAAGAGCAGCCAUUUUCAUGGAUGCCAAACAAAAGAAGUUCCCUACACAGUUUACAUCAGAGUUUCUCCAAGAGCACCAAAUAAUCAAGUCAAUGUUGCAUGAGAAGCCAGGAGACCGUCCUGAAGCUGUUGCCCUGAAAACGAAGCUUGAAAAGUUGUCUCUCACUCUCAGUGCCCAAAAAGAUGGGUCUUGGCGAACUGUAUCUGAUCGCACAAGAUAGUUACACAAGCCCGGAGGCGUCCCACAAGGUUCAGUGCUUGGCCCCCUUCUCGUCAUCAUCUACAUGUUUUAUCAUACACCAUCAUGGCCUCCAUCUCCACUGUUACGCCAAUGAUACCCAGUUCUACUUCUGACAAACUCUUGGAUGCAAACUUACUUCCUCAUUCACUGAUUUGGCUUUGUAUUACUAGAAUAGGGUUGGUAUUCUGUGCUUCCCAACCUCAGUUU
Messenger RNA from Solea senegalensis (Senegalese sole), 2127 nucleotides. Its product is annotated as interferon-induced, double-stranded RNA-activated protein kinase-like. The transcript is spliced from 16 exons. Gene Ontology annotation, biological process: protein phosphorylation. The record is from RefSeq and is a predicted model, not a curated record. The coding region runs from base 149 to 1900 and encodes 583 amino acids. Gene Ontology annotation, molecular function: ATP binding; protein kinase activity. Lineage: Eukaryota; Metazoa; Chordata; Actinopteri; Pleuronectiformes; Soleidae.